UAAAAUCAAAAUAAAUUGUCGAGAGCAGAAUCAACCGCGAUACGGUAUACUUUUCUUUGACGUUGCAUGGUUGUGCUGUGUUGUUUUGCGUUCAAUUUCGUGUAUUAUUUACGAGAAAUUUGGUAUUUCCAAUGAAAUAAUUCGAUAAAUUUGUGGAUGAUAAAUGUAUGCGUGUGGAUGUGACAAUUUCCUGAAUAAAUUAUAAUUGUGAUGUAAAAAGACGUGCUUGCGAAAGACUGAUUCAGAGACCUUAUAUUUUAGCAAUAAAAUAUAUUUGUAACACAAAGGGUAUCCAAAAUCACCAGAAUUAGAUGCGACAGUAAAGAAAUUCGAUGCAUCGACAAUAACAUUCCAAUAAGACUGAUUAUAUUAAGCCUAUAAUGAGCACAAACUGAUCCACCAACAUGUUCCAAUUACUGGGCGGUUUGCGGGUGUACUUCAAGUACCAGCCGAUAAGGAUAGACAAUGCCGUGUUCCGCCUCCACAACGUGUUCACUACGGUGCUGCUGCUCACGUGUUCCAUGAUAAUCACCGCGACGCAGUAUGUGGGCAAGCCGAUCCAGUGUAUCGUCAGCGGGCUGCCGACGAAUGUUGUCAACACAUUCUGUUGGAUCACGUCCACUUUUACUAUGCCCGAUGCUUUCGCGAGAGAGGUGGGCAAGGAAGUGGCGCAUCCAGGUAUAGCCAACGAGUACGACAGCACACAGGAGAAGAAGUACUACACGUACUACCAGUGGGUCUGCUUCGUGCUGUUCUUCCAGGCUAUAAUGUGCUAUACGCCCAAGUUCUUGUGGGACGCGUUCGAGGGUGGGUUGCUGCGCACCAUCGUGAUGGGGCUGAACGUGGGCGUUUGCCACCAGGAGGAGAAGGACAAGAAGAAGGACGUGCUCAUCGGGUACCUGCUCAGGCAUGAGAGGACGCACAAACUGUACGCGUUCCGUUACUGGGGCUGCGAGCUGCUGUGUCUGGUCAACAUCGUCCUGCAGCUGUGGAUGAUGGACAGCUUCUUCAACGGGGAGUUCAUGUCGUACGGCACCAGGGUGCUCGGGUACAGCGAGGUGCCACAGGAGGAGAGAUAUGACGCGAUGAUAUACGUGUUCCCGAGGAUGACGAAGUGCACGUUCCACAAGUUCGGCGCGUCCGGCAGCAUACAGACGCACGACAGCCUCUGCAUCCUGCCGCUGAACAUCGUCAACGAGAAGACUUACAUCUUCCUCUGGUUCUGGUACAUCAUACUCGCGUUCAUUUUGACGCUGCUCGUCAUUUACAGACUGGUGAUAAUCGCGAUGCCGUCGAUCCGUCCGCGCUUGCUGCACGCGCGCUCGCGCACGCUGGCGAUGGAGACGGCGGUGGCGGUGUCGCGCCGCACCGACAUCGGCGACUGGUGGCUGCUCUACAUGCUCGCCAGGAACAUCGACCCGCUUAUAUACAGGGAGUUAAUAUCAGAGCUAGCGAAACGCAUGGGCGAAAAGGCGCGCCCACGCGCGUGACCCCCGCCCGCACCAGAGCGGCCAGCUAUCGCUGUGCUCGGCCCGCUCACUGACACUGUCUGACGUCGUCUGACGCAGUCUGACGUAGGCUGACGCCGUCUGACUUCCGACUGACGCUGAUAUCGCUACACUGCUGCCUAUAUUGCGUACGUUAUUUUGUGCGUUAAAACGUAAAGCUGCCCAAUUGUGAAAGUAAGUGGAGUUAAUAGUGUAAUAAUGGCCUUAUGGUUAUUCACAAAAUACAAAUAGUAUCUGUUUCUACGAGUUUCCAAAAUUUGAGGGACCUCUGAGUGUUAAGAGAAUUCUUGUCUUACGAAAGAACUAUCUAAACAUGUUUUAAUUCUAUCCAUAAUUACAUUUAAGUAGUUAAAACCUAGUUAUAUUUAGUCACGAAUUCUUUGUACCAUUAUGUAAUUCGGUGUUCUCACACAUACUUAGGGGUCCCUUUAAAUUAGGGAUAGGUUUUAAAAACGCAUUAUUUCUAUCGUAGCCGUACUGCUAUCUUCACAUUCUAUAGAUAGCACGAAGACAGACAUUUAAUUCAAUAUAUAAAAGUAAAGCAGUCUAGACAGAGUAAUAUUAAACAUGUUUUCACAAUUGGGAUGUUUCUGAAUCAUAUUUGAAAUAUAGAAGAGUUAUCUAUCGAUAUGUUGCAAUAUUAUAGAUAUGCAGCGCCUUAUUCAUGAUUUAAACGUUUCGAAUAUUAAAUGUUACAUUUACAAUAUUAUUGGCCAUGUGAUAAUAAACUUUAUAGUUCAAUUAUUAAGGUGCUUUUCCGAAGUUGGCCGCGGAACGCGAUCUUAAAGAGCGAGUUAUUCUGUGGGUGCCAUUAGUGUUCAUAUAUUUUUCUCUAUUUUAAUUCAAAUAAUUAACUAUAUUUGUUACACGAAACAAGAUAUAAAAAUACAAUUUCUUUAAUAAGUUUCUUAAGUGGUGUAACAAUAAACAGAUAUAAAAUUAAUUUGCAUAUUUUAUAUAUAGAGACUAUAUCGUGACGCAGAAAAACCAAAUAUUGGUGUAAAAAUAGUAAAAAAAAUACGAGAUUCAUAUAGGCUUUGUCGUCUGCGAUUGACGUUUUGCUUUUGACUAGAGAAAAGCAUCUUAAAGUAUAUUACACAACGUUUAAAAUAGCCUAUUUUUUAUAUAGCAAAUGUAACAUUUAGUACAGAUAUAGUGUGAUUCUUUUUAGAAAGGUACAAAUAAUGAUUCUAAAUGUGUAUAAAAGAAAAUAUUUUAUUAAUGAACGAAAAUAUUAUUUCACAUAUCACAUUAUGUUUUGAAUGUAUUUAAUUUUAGUCCGCAGUUAGACGGUCAGUAUUUAUUGUGAUGUAAUAUGACAGUAUUGACUGAUGCCAGUAAACGUAAUGUAGAAUCUCCAGUAUGAUUUCUUUUUUGUAUAUCAUUUUUAAUUGAGAUAUCUAUUGACCGUCUACGAUUCUCUAUAUAUUCAUUUUAUGAACACAAAAUAUAUGACUGAUAAAAUAUUAUGUAACUCUUAUAAUAAUUAUGCUCAAAACGUUUUCGAAUGUUUUUCAUGACAUUAUUUGAAUGUAAUCUCAGUAUUUUUAAAUAGCGCAAAUUCUCAUUUUUUACCUGUCAAUGAAGUUGAUCAAUAUUUCGGUUGGUUUGAUUUUUUUUUUGUAAAAAGAUUUCCGAACUCAAUUGCAACUGGCAACUGUAAUUAUUGUUUGCAUCCAGUUGUAUUUUUUAUUAUAAAUUCAGUCGGAGUCGAGUUUGGAAUCGUCCCUUAAAUGACGAAUCGCGCCUUACGAAUGUCACGAGAUAAUCUCUGCGAUGAAUCUUCACAAUGCCAACAGAAUAACGUCUCGACGCUAAAUACUGCCAAUUUUAUAUAACUAAACUACUUUUAAUGAAUCUGAUAUAAAAUAAUAGUUUUAAUUAGCCAUCCAUUUUAAGACUUUUCCAGAUCUAGUUUUUUGGACCGUAUUCUAUUUUCGCACACGAUCAAUAUUAAAAAAAAGAUAUUUUAUUUAUCAAUACACGCUAUUGGCAAUUUUGCUAUCAUAACAAAAUAACAGUAUUUUUUUCGUUAUAAAUAACUCAAUUUUCUUCUAUAUUUUCAAUAAUCAAGCAAUUGAACAAUCAUCGAUAUCGAUAGUGUCUUAAACAGCAUGCUUUUUAACUUUAGGGAUGUGCCAAAAGUGACAUUUAAAAAGACAUUCACAUCAUGCAUAUCAGUAGCUAGUGUUGUUUUAGUGCAUUUACUGAGUGAGACGACGGUUGAUUCAUUUAUCACAAAAUAGAAUUAGUUCUUUUAUAAUCUUAUGAUUAUAACUUUUUUUUAGUAUUUAAUUAUAUUUUUUGUGUCACGAUUUAUUCACAACAGUUUUGAUUUCUAUGAUGCUAGAAUUAAAUGUAAUUUUUAUUGCGUUAAAUAAAAUCAUUGACGAUUUGUAGAAGUCGAAAUAUGUAAUUUUAUAUAUAUGAAGAUUUGGUCAUAUUUUGCCGAGUUAAAUCGUUUUGUAAAAUUGACAUGCCCAUUAUGAAAUGAGCACAAUAUAAGCAUUUUAGUAUGAAAUUUAAAAUAUGAUCCGAUUAUUGUCUAUUGAUUGUUUUAAAUAUGUCAUGUCACAACUUUUUUUUGUUAUAUAGUAAGAAUUGUCAUUGGAAACAUGGCAUCGCGGGUUGCAAUAAAUUGUCUAUGGUUAAGAAGUAUGGUUAAGGAUUGCUAAGGUUGUAAAUGGCGGUAUAGGGGGUAACAGCGGCUGAUUGGGAAUUAUCGGAGUAAAGAUAAACAGGGAGAUAAAUUGGUUGCAUAUUUUUACAUUGUAUAAUAACGAUUCAAAACUGCCUUGAGGGCGUAGUUGUAUUGCGGGUUACGACCCCGCUCUGAGGUUCCGGGUUCGAAUGCGGGGUCGGGGACAGUGAUUGCGUUAUUAAGCUCAGUAUCUAAGUCUGAAAUUUAUGCUCGAUAUAGCGAUAGGCUCGUCGUUAUCAUAAGGGACGGAAUAUAUCGUGUAUAGUAAACUAGUUGAAUCUCUACCUAACCUUUCGGAAAUAAAGGCGUGAUGUUUGUUUUAAGACAAUAUUUACCCAACUUUAACUGCCUUCCCUCAAACGUUAUUACUCUCUGUGCGCGGCCAUCUUGUUCCCUGAAAAGUAUGAAGAGACUGCGAACGUAAGGACUGCCAAUGAAUGGCCUUAUUGUAAUUGUAAAAAUAGUGUAGGCUUUUGUAUCAGUUUAUUCGAAGUUUAGAUGUAGAGUCGUGCAGUGCUUGUAUAAAUAUUAAACUUGAGAUAAAUAAAACACCUCGUCAUGUUGUGGUAUAUGGAAUUACUUAUAUUGGCAGUGUUCACUUCAAUACGAAAUGUCGAAAGUGGCGCCCCCAGAGCAGGUGCUUUAUUUUCCUGGUCAAGCUAUAUGAGAUAAUAAAAUUGACUGAUUUGAGAUGUCUGUCUUUGGGGCCCAGGUUUGAAUUUCGGUUGAGAGUUCAAUUGGAAAGGUUCAUGAAAAUCUGUCAAGGAAUUUCUCAUGUAAUUGACACAUGAAAAUAUUACAAGCACCUCCGAAUAAUUAUGUAAAAAAUUUAAUAUUUUAUUUAAAAGCAAGCACUGAUAUAGAAUGAGGCAAUUUGAAAUUAAAUGCGGAGUUGUGACGAAAAUGAAAGACUAUUUGUGUUCAUUUUUGGUAAUUUAACUCUUUACGAGUACUAUGUAAUGUAGUUUAUUGUAAAUGUCGAAAUUAAUAAAAUAAUGAAUUUAUAAAACUCGUCGAUGAAUAAAUCCAACAAAAAUGUUGACGUUGUGUGAGAAAAUGUUUAUAUUAACAAAAAGAAAAUAAUUUAGAUUAUUGUGCAUUUUAUUGUAUUGUGGCGUAUUUUGAUGCGUAUCCGAACGCAGUUUUUUUUUAUCGUUUAUUCUUUAUAUAUAAAGCCAAUUAAUGUCUUCUAAAAUUGUAUGCUUGAAUUAAUUUCAAAUAGAAUUAUUUUUAUUUAGAAUACAUUCCUUUUGUAAUCAUAAUUUUCUAUGAUAAUUACAUCGCUAGUAAGGUUCGUG
Molecule: messenger RNA, 5507 nt
Organism: Manduca sexta (tobacco hornworm)
Lineage: Eukaryota; Metazoa; Arthropoda; Insecta; Lepidoptera; Sphingidae
Gene: ogre
Product: innexin inx1
Exons: 8
Coding region: 405-1490 (361 amino acids)
Cellular component (GO): gap junction; plasma membrane
Molecular function (GO): gap junction channel activity
Source: RefSeq, a predicted model, not a curated record